AUGCGCACGCUGGAUGCUGUGAUGAUGGCUUUCAAGAGCAAGGGGGAGGACGUUGACAAUUGUGGGGAUUGGUUCAAAAUGUCUUCUCCUGAGAGGCAAGAGCUGCAGUCCUACACUGCGCCGAAGGAUGUGCUCGAAGAGUUCGCCGCGAUGGCGGAAGAGGAAGACGUCGACCCCUUUGCGGAGACAGCAUUGAAGCGUCAAGUCCUCCAGCGUGGCUCUGAAUACCAGCGUAAAGGUGCCGAACGAGCUAUGGAGCGUGGAAACGAGGCUAUUCGAGCCGAUCCGUUUGCCCAAGGUGCAGAAGGGGACGGGGACAGUUACAAAGAUGCUAUGCGUCUCCAGAUGCUUGAGAGGGAAGAAGAACGCGUCAGGAGAGCGAUUGUAGAGAAGGAGAGGAAGGAAAAGGAAGAAGGAAAAGUCGCGCAGGACUUGGAUAAAACGCCGCCCGCAGAACUGUUGGCACUCAUGAGGGGAGAUCAGACCCCACCAAGGCUUGGCAUGGACCUCGACAAGACACCGCCUAAAGCCCAACCUGCGGCGAGUUCGACACGCCGGAAGCGUCGUUGGGAUAUCAAAGACGACGAAGAGACUGCUGUCGAGUCUGACAGUACUGCCGUUGCCACUGGUGAGUGGUCUGAAAAGGCGUUGGAGGAGGCUGCUCCGCCAAAGAAGAAACGAUCGAGGUGGGACGAGACGCCUGCAGAAGAGGCCGCUGUUAAGGCUGAAGAAACUGCCCCCGCUGCCGCUGCCGCCCCAAAGCGCUCACGAUGGGAUCAAACACCUGUCGGCUUGCCUCCUAUGACCGCUUCUGGUGGUCUUGCACCAAUUAUCAUGCCGAACUAUCAUGCUUUGUCAGAAGACAAAAACAACCGGUACAUGUCCGAUGACGAGCUUGACAUCGUCCUACCACCAAGUGGUUACGUGAUUGUGACACCUCCACCGGGAUACGAGCGUGUAGCCCCACCGAAGAAUAUCUCGAACCCGUUGACCGGGUUCCAAAUUCAAGAAGAGGGAUCUGGAGCCACUGCGGCGAUUGCAGCUGCCCUUGGUCCAGAAGCGCCGACCGAAAUACCUGGCGUCGGCAAUCUCGCCUUCUUCAAGCCGGAAGAUGCGACAUACUUCAGCAAGAUCCUGAAAGAGGAAGAUGAAACUGAGAUGUCCGUUGAGGAGCUCAAAGAGCGCAAGAUCAUGCGCCUCCUGCUCAAAAUCAAGAACGGCACACCACCCGUGCGGAAGACUGCCUUACGUCAGAUCACUGACAAGGCACGUGAAUUUGGUGCCGGCCCACUGUUUGACAAGAUCCUUCCGCUGCUAAUGGAACGCACGCUGGAGGAUCAGGAACGUCACUUGCUCGUCAAGGUCAUCGAUCGUGUCCUGUACAAGCUCGACGAUCUCGUGCGGCCAUACGUGCAUAAGAUUCUUGUGGUUAUUGAGCCCCUGCUCAUUGAUGAAGACUAUUAUGCCCGUGUCGAAGGUCGGGAGAUCAUUUCCAACCUGUCCAAGGCCGCUGGUCUGGCACACAUGAUCUCUACCAUGCGUCCAGAUAUCGAUCAUGUUGACGAAUACGUACGGAACACAACUGCGCGUGCCUUCUCCGUCGUCGCCUCCGCCCUUGGCAUCCCUUCGCUGCUUCCCUUCCUCCGCGCUGUCUGCCGGAGCAAGAAGUCUUGGCAGGCUAGACACACCGGUAUCCGCAUCGUCCAGCAAAUUGCUAUAAUGAUGGGUUGUGCCGUCUUGCCCCACCUGCGCAACCUGGUCGACUGUGUCGCUCACGGCUUGGAAGAUGACCAGCAAAAGGUACGCACUAUGACAGCGCUCGCGCUUGCGGCGCUCGCCGAGGCUGCAGCACCUUACGGUAUCGAAUCGUUCGACAACGUGCUCAAGCCGCUGUGGAUUGGUAUUCGUCAGCACCGUGGUAAGGGCCUCGCUGCCUUCCUCAAGGCGAUUGGGUUUAUCAUCCCGCUCAUGGAUCCCGAAUAUGCGUCAUACUAUACUAAAGAAGUCACCGUCAUUCUCAUCCGCGAGUUCCAGAGCUCGGACGAGGAGAUGAAGAAGAUAGUCCUCAAGGUUGUGAAACAAUGCGCAGCAACGGAGGGUGUUACUCCCGCAUACAUCAAGCAUGAUAUUCUGCCCGAAUUUUUCAGGGCGUUCUGGGUCCGUCGCAUGGCCCUUGAUAAACGUAAUUUCAAGCAGGUUGUGGAGACUACCGUAGAGCUGGCGCAGAAGGCGGGUGUGGCUGAGAUCGUCGGGCGGAUUGUCAACGACCUCAAGGAUGACUCUGAACCGUACCGAAAGAUGGUCAUGGAGACCAUUACCCAAGUGGUUGCAAAGCUUGGCGCGUCCGACAUCGACGAGAAGCUAGAGGAGAAACUUAUCGAUGGCAUCAUCUAUGCCUUCCAAGAACAGACAAGCGAAGAUCAGAUUAUGCUCGAUGGUUUCGGCACCGUCGUCAACGCGCUUGGUGUACGCGUCAAGAAGUACCUCACGCAGAUCGUAUCAACCGUUCUCUGGCGGCUGAAUAACAAGAGUGCUAAAGUCAGGCAGCAAGCUGCGGAUUUGACCACUCGAUUGGCUGUUGUCAUCAAACAGUGUGGUGAAGACGCUCUGCUUAGCAAGCUUGGACUCGUCUUGUUCGAGCAACUUGGCGAAGAAUACCCCGAUACCCUCGGUUCUAUUAUCGCUGCGGAGGGUGCUAUCGCCAACGUGGUUGGUAUGACACAUAUGAACCCUCCCGUCAAGGAUCUCUUACCUCGUAUGACGCCCAUUCUCCGCAAUCGACACGAGAAAGUGCAAGAGGCAUCUAUCAACUUGAUCGGCCGUAUUGCCGAUCGCGGUGCCGAGUUCGUACCUGCUCGAGAGUGGAUGCGUAUCUGCUUCGAGUUGCUUGACCUCCUCAAGGCACACAAGAAAGGUAUUCGGCGUGCGGCUGUCAACUCGUUCGGCUAUAUCGCCAAGUCUCUGGGUCCGCAGGAUGUGCUCCAAGUCCUGCUUACCAAUUUGCGGGUACAGGAACGUCAAAGCCGCGUGUGCAGCACCGUCGCCAUCGCCAUCGUCGCUGAAACUUGUGGGCCGUUCACCUGCAUCCCCGCUAUCCUAAACGAGUACCGCACCGCAGAACUGAAUGUCCGCACCGGAUGUUUGAAGGCACUGGCAUUUGUCUUCGAAUACGUCGGACCUCAAUCCGCGUUCUACGUUGACUCAGUGGUCACCAUGCUGGAAGAUGCUCUGACGGAUCGUGAUCUCGUCCAUCGUCAAACUGCGAGCACAAUCGUCAAGCAUCUCGCACUUGGUGUCGCUGGCCUAGGUUGUGAAGACUCGAUGAUGCACUUGAUGAACCUUGUAUGGCCCAAUUGUUUCGAGACUUCACCGCACGUUAUCGGCGCAGUUAUGGAUGCGAUCGAGGCAAUGAGGGUCUCCCUGGGUCCAGGCAUUUUACUUAGCUACACGCUGCAGGGUCUGUUCCAUCCCGCUAGGAAGGUGCGUGAAGUAUAUUGGCGGGUCUAUAAUGCCCUGUACCUCGGGGCUCAAGACUCAAUGGUCCCGUUCUACCCGGACCUUGCUGAAUUGAGCGACAAGAGGAACACGUAUGAUAGACACGCCCUUCAGAUGUUCUUGUAAUUAGUAUGUUUCAGUCUGUACUAUAUAAAUAGCGG
This is a messenger RNA of Dacryopinax primogenitus, 3656 nucleotides long. RefSeq names its product small nuclear ribonucleoprotein. Gene Ontology annotation, molecular function: mRNA binding. Lineage: Eukaryota; Fungi; Basidiomycota; Dacrymycetes; Dacrymycetales; Dacrymycetaceae. Gene Ontology annotation, biological process: spliceosomal complex assembly. Bases 1 to 3621 code for a protein of 1206 amino acids. Gene Ontology annotation, cellular component: U2 snRNP; U12-type spliceosomal complex; U2-type prespliceosome. The transcript has 2 exons. The record is from RefSeq and is a predicted model, not a curated record.